CGUAUUACUAGUACACUACCUGAAAAAUGAAGCGUCUCCAUCCUGAAUGGAGUUCCUUCAUUGCACAAAAUCCCAACACAGCCCAUGAUGAUGAUCAGCGGAACAAUGGCUUCUACGACUCUCCAGCUGGCCAUAAAUUUAUCGCUGAAGUAUUGACGAUAGAUACGAGUGUUCCAGCCCGUGAUUAUCACAAAAUCCCUAUUCGAAUAUACACAGCCAAGCGAACAGAAUCUUCACAUGGAGUCGUAAUCUUCUUCCAUUCUGGCGGGUUUACGGGCGGCUCCCUCGAUACGGAAGAUGUCUCAUGCCGGUACAUGGCUCUGUGCGGGCCGCUCACCGUCCUUAGUGUCGAAUACCGACUUAGCCCGGCAUAUACAUACCCCAUCCCACUUAACGAUGGCUGGGAUGCAUUUCAGUAUAUAGUCUCUAAUAUCUCUAGCUUGGUGACAAAUAUCGCUCCCGGAGUGGUCAACGUAGUUCUCGCAGCUAUAGUCUCCCAACGUGCACAAACCUGGAUGAAUGGAAAUCCUUCUUGCGUAGGGAUUACUAUGAGAGGAGUUCUGCUUAGAGCGCCAGUGACUGUGCGCGGAACAGAUUCGGCUUUCAUUCCUCCUCAGUUUAGUGAUAGGCAUAAAUCGUGGCGUGCUGAAUUGGAGACAACUCUUCUCAAGAGACAGGAAAUGGAAGGGAAUCAUGAUGCACUUGGAGUUCCACCCAAUAAAAGAACCAGUCCAGAUGCGUAUCCAUUAUGGGGCCAGUUUCAGGGAUUGCCAAAAACAUAUAUCCAAAUAUGUGAUGUGGACAUCCUACGGGAUGAUGCUGUGUGCUAUGUGCAAGCCUUACGAGAUGCUGGGGUGGAAGUGCAAGAGUCGUUGUACAUGGGCCUUCCGCAUAUUUUCUGGAUUUACGCUCACCAUUUAGACAUAUCAAAGAAGGCGCAAGAGGACUGUGAACGAGGGUUGAAAUGGCUAUUAGGCUUCACUGGAUAAACAUUCUUGUCCAACAAGCAAUGAUCAACCCGUCAAUAAGAAUGAAUUUGUACUAAUUAUCGGAACAUUCCAACGCUUAUUAUGAUGUCUAAGGCAUGCUUCUGAUAACAUGCUGUUUAACUAAAUAGUAUAUAUGAGGUAGC
This is a messenger RNA of Talaromyces proteolyticus, 1132 nucleotides long. Its product is annotated as putative lipase/esterase. Bases 27 to 989 code for a protein of 320 amino acids. The record is from RefSeq and is a predicted model, not a curated record. The transcript has 5 exons. Gene Ontology annotation, molecular function: hydrolase activity. Lineage: Eukaryota; Fungi; Ascomycota; Eurotiomycetes; Eurotiales; Trichocomaceae.